AUGGAGGAAGACAUGAAGAUUGUGCAGGUAGUUGCUGCAGGGCAUAAACCUUACCAUACAGUUAUACGACCGCAAGUUUCUCACAACAACCCUCCAAAAAAUCGCCUUAUGGACAGCAUUGAUCUGUUUAACGAUAUCGUGAAAAACGAGUUUCUCAAAACUUGCUCCUUCAUUUUAUUCUUAAAUAAGGUCGACCUGUUUAAGGCGAAAUUGUCGCAUACACAAUUGGCAGAUUACUUUAACAAUUAUAAUGGUGAUAACGACUAUACUUCAGCAGCAGAUUAUAUCCAGAACUGUUUCAAAAAGGCUCGUUUACCAACGCCAAACAGCAAGUUGUAUGUUCAUUACACGGAGGCUACGGAUACGCAACAAAUAGACUUCGUCUUUGCUGCAGCCUGUGAUAUCAUCCUUCAGACGAACUUGGCUCGAGCUGGAAUGCAAUAA
Strongylus vulgaris is the source of this 444-nucleotide messenger RNA. NCBI's taxonomy places the organism in Eukaryota, Metazoa, Nematoda, Chromadorea, Rhabditida, Strongylidae. The record is from the annotation of a GenBank genome assembly.